Molecule: messenger RNA, 980 nt
Organism: Musa acuminata subsp. malaccensis (wild Malaysian banana)
Lineage: Eukaryota; Viridiplantae; Streptophyta; Magnoliopsida; Zingiberales; Musaceae
Source: RefSeq, a predicted model, not a curated record
UUUAUGGUUUCUUCUUCGUUUAAGAAGAGUAUCUUUUGUGAAACUCUUAACCCGUUUGUUGCGAGAAGAAACUGUGCCCGCCGAGCACCGUAGACGGGCACUGCAGUGGCAGACAGCGUGUUCUAUUCGUCCAAAUGUCCCCAGAAAAGCAACUCGUCAGCCACUUCAUGCAUCCAUAAAACCUUCUUGCCUGCCUGUACGCCUACCGCCCUCAUCAUUGCGCUAUCUUUGUCUCUUUUGUUUCCUCCUCCUUUCUCCCCCCUCUCACAGGGAUCAUUUUUACCUGAACGCUCUACAUGAUCAUCUUCUCUCCGUUCUCCCGAGAAUGCAGCAGGUGAUCUUUCGGGCAUCGUUCCACGUCGUCGCAGCACGACUCCUGCUGCUGUUGCUUCUCCAAGGGGAUGACUGCUGGUGCUACCAGUACAAGGUUGGAGACCUUGACUACUGGGGGCUGCCCCCUCCGUCCGACCCCUUCCUCUACUCCUCCUGGUCUCAGAACCACCGCUUCCGCCUCGGUGACUCCCUUCUGUUCUUGUACCCGCCGAGCCAGGACUCGGUGAUGCAGGUGACGGAGCGGGCGUUUAACAGCUGCAGCUUGACCGACCCCAUACGGAAGCUGGACGACGGCAACUCCCUCUUUAACCUGACGACCCCGGGGAACUACUACUUCACCAGCGGCGCCCCCGGCCACUGCGAGAAGAACCAGAAGCUGGCGGUUGCCGUCCCCUCACUAAACAACGGGACCUUCUUCCCGCCCGCCGUAGACUUCGCCGUCCCGCCGGCAGGGUCGCAGUCCUACCUGACCGUCUUCGGCCCUGCUCCGGCUCAGGGACACAGCGGCAAUCCGGCUGCGGCCGUCACGGCCAUGGGAUCCGUCGUCUCGGCCGCGCUGCUCCUCGGCGUGGCUUUCCCAUGACGCCGACGGAAAUGGAAUGGCAUUUUUGGAGUUAUGCUCGGUAGAACCUUUUGUUUCUUUUUUC